CAACUGGAUUCAAGUUCAACGAGCAGUUUGCAUGAUCAGCAACAAUAAUGCAGUGGCGGAAGUGUUCUCUCGCAUAGACCACAAGUUUGAUCUCAUGUACUCCAAAAGAGCAUUUGUCCAUUGGUAUGUAGGUGAAGGCAUGGAAGAAGGAGAGUUCUCUGAGGCCCGUGAGGAUCUUGCUGCUCUUGAGAAAGAUUAUGAGGAAGUUGGUGCACAAGGAGCAGAGAAUGACGACGAAGAAGGCGAUGAGUAUUAGAAAGACACAAGAGUGGUUUUCCAUUGUUUCUUUCUUGUGACGUACAGCAACUAUGUCUAUGUGAAUGUGAUCUCUACAGUUAUUUUGUGGAAAACAAAAAAAAAAAGUCAAAUUAAGCAGCUUAAUUACGGAGAGGUCACUUUUUGUAGAGACUCCAACAUUCUAUAUUGUUACUUGGAGAAAGCUGUACAACAAUGCCAUCCUAGUAUUAGACGCUUAGAGAUUCAAGGCUAUUUGGACGUUAUCCUGCUGUUGAAUAAAGUACUAUAUCAAUU
Messenger RNA from Arabidopsis arenosa, 531 nucleotides. NCBI's taxonomy places the organism in Eukaryota, Viridiplantae, Streptophyta, Magnoliopsida, Brassicales, Brassicaceae. The record is from the annotation of a GenBank genome assembly.